This is a messenger RNA of Xenopus laevis (African clawed frog), 1342 nucleotides long. It is a transcript of the gene lipt2.S, whose product is annotated as lipoyl(octanoyl) transferase 2 S homeolog. Gene Ontology annotation, molecular function: lipoyl(octanoyl) transferase activity. The transcript has 2 exons. Bases 544 to 1200 code for a protein of 218 amino acids. Gene Ontology annotation, cellular component: mitochondrion. Lineage: Eukaryota; Metazoa; Chordata; Amphibia; Anura; Pipidae. Gene Ontology annotation, biological process: protein lipoylation. The record is from RefSeq and is a predicted model, not a curated record.
AAAUCUUUUUUUUGGCCCUAAAAACCCAGUUUGCUCCAAACCCCCCAGUCAGGCCACUGUCUCCUGUCCCCAAGUCUCAGUCUGUAGUAAGACCAGUGCUGUUGGUAAUACUCCCAGUCAGGCUUUAUCCGUCCCAUUAGGCCUCAAUCCCCAAGAACUCCCAGUCAGGCUUUAUCCGUCCCACUAGGCCUCAAUCCCCCAGAAUUCCCAGUCAGGCUCUAUCCGUCCCACUAGGCCUCAAUCCCCCAGAACUCCCAGUCAGGCUUUAUCCGUCCCACUAGGCCUCAAUCCACCAGAACUCCCAGUCAGGCUUUAUCCGUCCCACUAGGCCUCAAUCCCCCAGAACUACCAGUCAGGCUUUAUCCGUCCCAGUAGGCCUCAAUCCCCCAGAACUCCCAGUCAGGCUUCUCCCCUCCCUCCAGGCCUCAGUGUAUAGGGAAGUCAGUGGCGUUAGUCCCACACGGGCCUCUCUCUGUCCCACUAAUAAUAUCCCGGGCUGUGAGUGUGAGGAGGCCGCGCGUCGGUCCCGGUGAGACUCGGGGGAUGUCGGUGCUGCGGGUGAGGCGCUUGGGGCUGGUGAGUUACGCGGAGGCGCUGGCGGAGCAGGCUCGGUGUGUCCGGGCAGUGAGGGAGGAGAGGGUCGGGAGGGAGGGGAGGCUGUUGCUGUGUGAACACCCGCCGGUCUAUACGGUUGGGAUCCGGAGGGCCGCGUAUCCCGGGGAGGAAGAGUCCCGGCUGAGAGCUCUGGGGGCGGAUUUCCACAGAACAGACCGCGGGGGUCUCAUCACGUUCCACGGGCCCGGCCAGCUCGUCUGUUACCCCGUGUUCCACCUGCGGGACCUGCGCCUCUCCCUCCGCUCCUACGUGUCCGGCCUCGAGUCCUCCGUCAUCUCCCUCUGUAACCGCCUCGGCCUCCCCGGGGAGACAAACCCUGAGACCGGAGUCUGGGUCCGCGGAAACAAGAUCUGCGCUAUAGGAGUUCACUGCGCCAGAUACAUCACAUCACAUGGGCUGGCGCUGAACUGUAACACUGAUCUCAGCUGGUUCAGUCACAUCGUCCCCUGUGGGAUUGUGGGUAAAGGCGUCACUUCUCUCACUCGGGAGCUCGGCCGACAGGUGACAAUCGAUGACAUCAUCCCGGCCUUCCUGGAGGCGUUUGAGGAGGAAUUUCAGUGCUCGUUGUUGAUGGAGCAGAACUGACCCGACUGGGACUCCUGUUAUAUCUGAGCCUUUAUUAUUGCUCUGCUGCUGUGUAUAGGGGGUCGGCUGUGUAUAGGGGGUCGCUGUGUAUAGGGGGGACAAUGUGCAGGAAGGGGGCUGGGCUGGAUCAUAUAUUUUAAAA